Messenger RNA from Geodia barretti, 1107 nucleotides. The record is from the annotation of a GenBank genome assembly. Lineage: Eukaryota; Metazoa; Porifera; Demospongiae; Tetractinellida; Geodiidae.
AUGCUCGAACGAUUCAAAGUACCCAAGAAAGACGAAGUGCGCGUUCCCAUCGAGUCCCUGCAAGAGGUUAUACGGGCGGUAUUUGAGAAGAUGGGCAACUCGGAGUCUGACGCAAUCGAAGCGUCCGAAGUGCUCGCCAUGACCGACCUGCGCGGCGUCGAGACUCACGGUGUCUCCAACAUGCUCCGCGCCUACGUCUCCCAGUACACCAGCGGGCAGGUCAACCCGACACCCAACUGGCGCAUCGAACGCGAGACACCCGGCACAGCCGUCAUCAACGCCGACAAAGGACUUGGCGUCGUUCUCGGCAGGCGCGCUAUGGACAUCGCAAUCGAGAAGGCGCGCAACGUUGGCAUGGGCAUCGUAACCAUGAACAACGGCGCACACCUCGGCGCGGUCGGUCACUUCUCCAUGUACGCCGCCCAGCACGACAUGGUCGGAAUGUGCGCCACCUCAGCCGGCAGAGGCGUCCUCCCCACAUUCGGCGCGGAAGGGCGCUUCGGCACGAACCCCAUUUCCAUCGCCGCGCCCGCCAACAAGGAAGCGCCCCUGCUCUUCGACGCCGCCACAUCCCAGAUUGCCGGCAACAAGUUCUCCUUGGCUCGCAGAGUCGGCUCAGACCUGCUCCCCGGCUGGAUUUCCGACGAAGAGGGCAACCCAAUAAUGGAAGAGACGCCUGUCCCCGGUGGCGAGGGUGUCAACUAUGGCAGCCUGCUACCAAUGGGCGGCACGCGCGAAAAUGGCUCACACAAGGGCUACGGCUUCCUCAUGAUUGUGGACAUCCUCUGCGCCUUCAUGUCCGGCUCAGUCCCCUCAGUCUUCGACGAGGAAUACUUCGAAAGCGGCUACAAGCACUACUUUGCCGCAUACAACAUCGCCUCAUUCACCGACGUUGACGCCUUCAAGAACAAUAUGGACCAGAUGCUCCGCACACUGCGCGAGACCCCGCCCGAACCCGGCAGCGAGCGCGUCCUCUACCCCGGCCUCGCCGAGUACGAAGAAGAGCAGGACCGCCGCGCCAACGGCACCCCCCUGCACACCGAAGUCAUCGGCUGGUUCGAAGAAAUCUGCAACGAACUCGACAUCCCCCACCUACAAACGAUGUAA